AUGCCGUUGAGUCAUCGCGCUGCCGCGCGGAGCGCAGACUCAUAUUCGCAGUCAGGCGCUCCCAGCUCACGCCGCACCAAUGGUCAUAACUCGGAGAUAGCGAGCUCCUCACGAUUGACCCCUUCUCGCCAGAAACCCCGCCGCAAGCCUGACUCCAAAAGUCACAAUGGCUCUGGGCGAGCCACGCUUGGCGAUCUUCUCUCGCCUGCAACCAUCAAUAAGUCUGCGAGAGCAGCAAGGCCGGUCAUCGAGUUGCUUGACAGCAGUGACAGCGAACCAUCAUCUCCAAGCAAACAGCAUUAUCGACAGGACACGGAUGAACUUGAUCUGGACGAUGUUGUCACGCCAGAGCUGCCACCUGCAGACGCUUCCGCGCCUACUUUACCAGAAUCCUUUGAUCACCUUCCAGGCACCCCACAGAUGCUAACGAUGCAGGCUGUCAUCCAUGAUUCACCUGACGAGGAGGAUGCCGAGAUGCAAUUGCACUUGGCUCCCUCCGAGUUGCCCGUCGCAACGCCAGAACCACCGCCAGAUCCUCUGGCGAACCAGCGGCCGAUUUUCGAUCCCAAGGAGCUAGAGAUGCAACCUCUCUAUGAUGAACUCAAAGCUCUGCUCGACACAGGCCAGCAGAGCGACUCGGGCGAUGAUGAUGAGGACUACGAGGAGCGCCGUCAGCGCAAACUGCGAGCCAAUGCGGCCCUUCUGGAUCAACUCGGUCUCUCGGCAACAGGCACCAAAACAAAAGUCGAUGAACUGCCCGUGCAAGAUGUUGAGGAUCAAGAUGACCACCAAGCCAACGACCAGCCCACCCAAACGCUCGAUACACCGAGCAGAGGCCGAGGUCGGCCAAAGAAGCAUACUCGCGACGACUCUGUUCGCCCAUUCAACGAGGCCGCCGACAAAAAGAACAAGUAUAAUCGUAAAGUCAAGUUCGCCGACGAUGGCACCACUAAAUCUGCACCAAACCCCGGUCAAGUCUUCGACCUGGCUUACGUCGACCUUCCAACCUUACGUGAUCGAGCUCGAAACGACUAUAUCUUUGUCAGAGACGUGCCAGACAUUCGACCAGAGGACCUCAUGACAUGGAGUGAGGACGAAGAGGAGGCAGAAGAAGACCAAGUGCAAGUGCUAGACGACGAUGAUGAUAUCUUCAGAGGUUAUGACUCCCUGGGCCGCCUCAAGACUAAGCGCAAGAAGCGCCAGCCCGACGUGCUUCCCGACGGCACUGUAAUGACAUCCUGCCACCAGUGCCGACGAAAGACACCUAGCCGCAAGGUGCGAUGCGUUCGCUUUCGCCAAGGCGUGGAAUGUGGCCUCAUGUACUGCCAACGAUGCAUCGAAGCUCGUUACGGUAUGGACUUCAACGCCGAUGAUCCCAAGUUCCACUGUCCUCGAUGCCUGGGUUACUGCAGCUGUUCCGUCUGUCUACGACGCUCCGGGUUUGGCGAUCUCGUGCACAAGGGCAAAGAACGCCGUUUGGCUUUCACAGGUGAGCUCCGAAAGCUCGCUUCUCAAGAUCAGGAUGGCUUAGAGAGUCUGCAGGGUCGGAUUGGUGCCAUCCUUGCUGAAACGGCCGCUUUGCAAAUGGAUGAGCCCUCGCCAAACCCAUGUAAAAGCAAUGGUAGAUCGGUCAAGAGAAAAUCCAAAGAUCCCGACGCUGUUGCUUUCGGCCCUCCAAAACGCCGAGGCAGACCUCCUAAGAAGCACCACCCGGCCGAAGAGAUGCUGAGACUCAAUCUCUCAGACGAGGUGGCCGAGGGUCAAGUCUUGAGCUCGCUCGACGAAUACGCUCUUGGUCAGCUCGCCGUGGCUCGCCGUGUACUCAAGCUGGUGGCGGCCAAACGGACUGCUAUGCCGAGACGCAGACGGAGACGGAGACUCGUGCUCAAACUCAAGAUACCCGCACGGGCCCCGUCUUGCACGCAAGCACCAGCGGCGCUCGCCUCAGCGGUCAGAGAGGCGAGAAGGAUGCCCAACUACCACGACAUGGAAAAGGACGUUUGGGUGCGUGGCGCAGCGGACUACAGCACGUCAGAAUCGGAGCUGGAGGAGCUUCAAGAAGAUGGCACAGACGAUGGAGAUGCCCAGGAUGAUGGAGCUGAUGCAGUAUUCGAAGAGGGUCGCACUCAGGUGUUUGCAGCCUCGAUGCUGCAACAGACAGACCACAGUGUCAGCUCGAGGGCCAGUCGUGACAGUUCACCGCUCACCAGCUUGGACGAUGAAAAGAGCAGCUCUUCUGACCCCUCGUCGCCUUACGGUGAGGACAAGGAUGUAUCCUUGCAGACUGACGAGGCAGAAGAAGCCGAGAGCUCUACGGAAAACCGCCUGUCAAGCGCCAUGUUUUCAUCGACAUCACUGGCCAUGUCGCAAGACCUGCGGCAGUUGGCACUCGCAGUCAUGCAAGGACAUGAUGAGUCGACAAAGGGGCUGCACGCCAACCAUCUGCGAUUGCAGCUUGAAGAGCCUCCGUCAUUUGCAACGUCGUCUAGUUCCGAAGCUGGACAGCCGGGCACACUGAUGGAUGCAGAAACGCUAGCAGCAACGCCAGUCCUGUUUGCUGCCGAUGCAACUUACACAGACACUUGA
Ustilago hordei is the source of this 2586-nucleotide messenger RNA. RefSeq lists its product as uncharacterized. Gene Ontology annotation, biological process: regulation of DNA-templated transcription. The transcript has a single exon. Gene Ontology annotation, cellular component: nucleus. Bases 1 to 2586 code for a protein of 861 amino acids. NCBI's taxonomy places the organism in Eukaryota, Fungi, Basidiomycota, Ustilaginomycetes, Ustilaginales, Ustilaginaceae. The record is from RefSeq and is a predicted model, not a curated record.